Acinonyx jubatus (cheetah) is the source of this 1656-nucleotide messenger RNA. It is a transcript of the gene MSRA, whose product is annotated as methionine sulfoxide reductase A. The record is from RefSeq and is a predicted model, not a curated record. The coding region runs from base 313 to 1053 and encodes 246 amino acids. Gene Ontology annotation, molecular function: peptide-methionine (S)-S-oxide reductase activity. Gene Ontology annotation, cellular component: cytoplasm. The transcript is spliced from 7 exons. Gene Ontology annotation, biological process: cellular response to oxidative stress. Lineage: Eukaryota; Metazoa; Chordata; Mammalia; Carnivora; Felidae.
ACUGAAGCCGAAGCCGAACCAGAAACACUAGCUGAUGGCCUCCUAGGACCAGGCCCCCCGCAGACGCCUACCCCACCCCCUACCCCCGGGCGGAACACGCCCUCAGUUACAGCCCUUCGGCCAGAGCCUUAGGUAACCUUGAUUCCGGGUCGGCAGCGGCCACAGCCCGCAGCGCAAGCGGCCUCGGCGGACCCCCUGCCUGCAGCGCGGCCCAGUGCACGCCGGUCCCACUGCCGGGCGCCAGCCGCCCACUCCGCAGCAGCCGCUCCGCUCUCGACCGCGCCGUUCCGCCCGUCGGCCAGCGGCCCGCCCAUGCUCUUGGCCACCAGGAGAGCUAGCCAGCUUUUCCACAGCCUCUUUCCUGUCCCGAGAAUGGGCGACUCCGCCUCUAAGAUCGUCAGCCCCCAGGAGGCAUUGCCGGGCCGGAAGGAGCCGAUCCCCGUCGCGGCCAAACAUCAUGUCAAUGGCAAUAGAACAGUUGAACCUUUCCCAGAGGGAACACAGAUGGCUGUAUUUGGAAUGGGCUGUUUCUGGGGAGCUGAGAGGAAAUUCUGGACUAUAAAAGGAGUAUAUUCAACUCAAGUUGGUUAUGCUGGAGGCUACACUUCCAAUCCUACUUAUAAAGAAGUUUGUUCAGGAAAAACUGGCCAUGCAGAAGUAGUCCGAGUGGUGUACCAGCCAGAACGCAUCAGCUUUGAGGAACUGCUCAAGGUCUUCUGGGAGAAUCAUGACCCGACCCAAGGCAUGCGCCAAGGCAAUGACCAUGGUUCUCAAUACCGCUCAGCCAUCUAUCCAACCUCUACCAAGCACCUGGAGGUGGCCCUGAGAUCUAAAGAAGACUACCAGAAGGAGGCUGCAUCGCUAAUGGGAACAGGGGAACACACACAGGUUCUUUCAGAGCAUGGCUAUGGCCCGAUCACGACCGACAUCCGGGAGGGACAAACUUUCUACUAUGCGGAGGAUUACCACCAGCAGUACCUGAGCAAGAACCCUGACGGGUACUGCGGCCUGGGGGGCACUGGCGUGUCCUGUCCACUGGGUAUUAAAAAGUAAUUUCUCCCCAUGUGGUCAGCGCUUGAGGUGACAGCAAAAAUGCUUUCAACAAAUUGGGCAAUUCUUUUGUGGUUCAGGUCAGCAGCUUUUCAAAGUACACAGAGCACAAAGGCAUUCAUAAAAAUCUGGUUUAAUGAGGUGUAAUUUACAUGAAGUGCAAUGAAUGGCAAGUUGAGAACAUGCAGUUUAUCUUCUGAUAAAUUAUGGUGGGACUAGAACUGUGACCUAUUGGGGUCUGAAUGAGGAUAAUGAGUAUGCUUUGUUCCCCCUGCUUGGGCCGGGACGCCUGCCACAGAAGCUGGGGAAGGAAGCUGGGAGAUUGUCGGACAGGAUGAGGCAUGUCGGACACCCUUUAUCUGUGCCCUUUCCCACCUUACCUGCCCUCUGCCCUCCAGUGCCUUAACAUCUGCAAACAUUUAUAGCCUCAAUGAAUCAUUCACUGCAAUACUUGGCUCUUCUGAUCCUGUAUGUGUAAGGGGCUUUCUCUCCUUUUCUGCCCUCCCAUGGCAGAGAAAAGAUGUGAGUUAGCUUGACGAAUUCAAACACUUUGCUUACAGCUAUGAGAAAUGCUUGUUCUAAUAAAAGUUUACAAUCCAAUACAAA